CGUUUGACCUGUGUCAUGAUCAUGAUUUCCCUCUUACCAACUACUGCUCAAGCGCUCACCCCUCUCAACCUCUCUUGAUUUGAUUGAACGCACACGCAGGCAAUGGUGUUCGAUAACGAUUCCCAGUCCAAACAUCAGAACCGUCUUAACUCCCUUGCCCGCUACAUUGAAUCUGAGAAGUGCAAGAAUGUUGUUCUAAUGCUAGGUGCCGGUGUAAGCACCUCAGCCGGUAUACCUGAUUUCAGGUCGCCCAAGACUGGUUUAUAUGCCAACCUUGCCCGUUUGAAGUUGCCGUACCCUGAAGCUGUCUUCGAAAUAGGGUUUUUCCACAUUAAUCCCGUUCCAUUCUAUACCCUCGCUCAUGAGCUGUAUCCAGGGAAAUAUCGCCCGACACCAACGCACUCAUUCAUACGACUACUCGCCGAGAAGGGCUUACUGUCUAUGUGUUUGACGCAGAACAUCGAUACUCUUGAACGACGUGCUGGUGUUCCUGCGGAAAAGAUCAUUGAGGCUCAUGGGAGCUUCGCCAAACAGCGGUGUGUUAAGUGUAAGACGCCUUUUGACGACAAGAAGAUGAAGGAAAUGGUCAUGAAUUUCUCACAAAGGAAAGAGAUACCGAGGUGCGAGCGAAAACACUGCCGGGGCUUGGUUAAACCUGAUAUCGUUUUCUUUGGAGAAUCGCUUCCACCCGAGUUUAUGAAGGGUCCAUCGGCGAUCCAGAAAGCCGACCUUCUCAUUGUGAUUGGAACGUCUCUCACUGUUCAUCCGUUUGCCUCAUUGGCGAGCCAUCCAUUUUUGUCCUGCCCGCGAGUCUUGAUCAAUCUAGAUUCUGUCGGUGAUUUUGAUGAAGAAGACGACAUCAUUUUACUCGGAAAGUGUGAUGAAGUGGUGAAAGAUCUUUGUCGUCUCCUCGGAUGGGAAGAUGAAUUGAAUCGGUUAUGGGAAGAGACUGCAACUUCGGUAGAGGUCGAGACUGGAGACAAAAUCGAAGAGGCGUCAGUCUCUAGGAACCACGAUGCAGAAGAAGAGGUGGAUAAACUGGCGAAGCAGAUUCAGGGCGCGAUGAGUUUGCAGGAGAAAGAGAAGGAGAAAAGGAAGCCUGAAGAAUCCGAACAGCAUGAAUCUGUAAGGCCCGGGACCGGUGGUGCCAAAGAUUCAGAGGCUACUGGGGAUAAUCAGGAGCCAAACGGAGAUUUAGAGAAUCGACCAAUCCAAGGCGUCCCAUUAAAGGACCUCACUAAAGGCAAUUUGGAUGCAUCUAAAGACGAUGCAGAAGGGAAGGAGAAACUAUGAGGGAACCAACAUCGUCUGGCAUUGACUUCGGUUGAAUUCUUUUGUAUCCUCUGUAUUGAAGUGUAGUGUAUUAUAAUUCCAAUUGCAUUCGUAUAUUGUCACGUAUUUAC
Marasmius oreades (fairy-ring Marasmius) is the source of this 1403-nucleotide messenger RNA. RefSeq lists its product as uncharacterized. The transcript is spliced from 7 exons. The record is from RefSeq and is a predicted model, not a curated record. Gene Ontology annotation, molecular function: NAD+ binding; histone deacetylase activity, NAD-dependent. NCBI's taxonomy places the organism in Eukaryota, Fungi, Basidiomycota, Agaricomycetes, Agaricales, Marasmiaceae. Bases 103 to 1293 code for a protein of 396 amino acids.